Molecule: messenger RNA, 706 nt
Organism: Andrographis paniculata
Lineage: Eukaryota; Viridiplantae; Streptophyta; Magnoliopsida; Lamiales; Acanthaceae
Product: 40S ribosomal protein S19-1
Exons: 4
Coding region: 90-524 (144 amino acids)
Biological process (GO): ribosomal small subunit assembly; translation
Cellular component (GO): cytosolic small ribosomal subunit; ribosome
Molecular function (GO): RNA binding; structural constituent of ribosome
Source: RefSeq, a predicted model, not a curated record
UCUCCAAACCCUAGCGUUGUAAGCACUUGCAUUUUUAUCUCUUGUAGGCGACUGAGGCAGCUGCCGCUGUGUUGCGCGAGAUCUUGACAAUGGCGACUGCGAAAACUGUCAAGGAUGUCUCUCCUCACGAAUUCGUUAAAUCCUACUCAGCUCACCUUAAGCGAUCCGGGAAGAUGGAGCUCCCUGAGUGGACUGAUAUUGUCAAAACUGGUGUGCUCAAAGAACUUGCUCCAUAUGACCCUGAUUGGUAUUUCAUUAGAGCGGCUUCCAUGGCUAGGAAGAUUUAUUUGAGGGGAGGUCUUGGUGUGGGUGCCUUCAGGAGAAUUUAUGGAGGAAGCAAGAGGAAUGGAAGCCGCCCACCCCAUUUUGGUAAAAGCAGCGGUGCUAUUGCUCGUCACAUUCUUCAGCAGCUGGAGAAGAUGAACAUUGUUGAGGUGGAUCCAAGGGGGGGAAGAAGAAUAACAUCAAGUGGCCAGCGUGAUCUCGACCAAGUUGCUGGGAGAAUAGUUAUGGUAGCGCAGUAGAUUGGUUGAAAGUGUUGAGACUUUGUGUUUUAGCUUGAUGCAAACUUUACUAGAAAUGAAUCGAAUCAGAACAAAUUUUGGUUGAACAAGUUGGUGGUUUCGAGUUUGUAUUGAUUUUUGGCUAUUUAAAGAUGGAUCUAGUUUUAAUUCGGUUUUGUUAUAUAUAUAAAUAAAUUGUCAUA